AUGAACCCUGCAGUGGUAGGCAAUCGACAAUCUCAGGAAAACGCCCUGGAAAGCUGCAACAACGCGCUCUCUUCCACCACUACAUUGCACCCGCUCACGGCGCUCGGCAGACAAGAGCUGUGCGGCGCGAAUUUCAAUGGGAAAUCGCCCGACAUCCACCUUACAGCCCGAUUUCGCCAAAUUGAAAGUCACACCUUCCAACCCCCAACCCCACAGUUACACCCCACACACUCCAACCCCAACCCACAGCCCCAGUCACACCCCACACCCCCAACCCCACAAUCACACCCCACACCCCUAACCCCACAGUCACACCCCACACCCUCAACCCCCAACCCCACAUCACACCCCACACUCCUAACCCCAAAGUCACACCCCCAACCCCCAACCCCACAGUCACAUCCCACACCCCACACCCCCACACCCCCACAAAGCCCCCUUGAACAGCCGCAGCCGAGGAAGGCCCCGCGGGAUCCUCAAGAACCGCGUCUUCAUAAAUUCCAAACGUCGUGA
Messenger RNA from Penaeus indicus, 513 nucleotides. RefSeq lists its product as uncharacterized. The coding region runs from base 1 to 513 and encodes 170 amino acids. The record is from RefSeq and is a predicted model, not a curated record. NCBI's taxonomy places the organism in Eukaryota, Metazoa, Arthropoda, Malacostraca, Decapoda, Penaeidae. The transcript is spliced from 4 exons.